AUGUCGUGGACGGCGUCUUCGGCGUCAUCGCUGCUGAGGGGACUGACACCGCACCUUGUCUCGUCGUCGCUGCUGGUGCCGUGGGUAUGGCGUGGACUUCCAACGUGCACGCGCUGGGUCGCCGCCACCGGACACCGCGCCAUGAGCACGGCUUCAUCCGCCCUCUCCACCUCCACCGUGGAGUCCACGCACCACGAUGUCCUGGAGAUAACAAAACAAGGUUUGUUGCUGGACAAGCCUGCACCCACCGCUGUGCUGCUGGGCUGGGUUGGCUGUCAAAUGCGCUACCUGCGCAAGUAUGCUCAGGUGUACGCGGACCUCGGGUUUAACACUGUGUGCGGCAUCAUGCCCACGUCCAGCGUGUUCAGUGGAUUCACCGGACCAGCCACAGACUACGGCAGGUUUGUAAUGCACACGCUGGCCACAGACAAGGCGCUGCACACGGGCGGGGUCGUCAUCAGCCCCUUCUCCAACGGCGGGUGUAUCGCUUACCGCUACAUCCUCGACGUUCUCAACAACGAGCCCGAGUUUGAGGAUGUGCGGAAGAACAUCAAAGCGGUGGUGAUGGACUCUGCUCCGUGUUACAUGACCAUUCCCGCCGGCACAAGGGCGCUGUCCAUGGCCCUGCAAGUGACCAAUCCGAUCAUGUAUGGCCUCGUGUUUGUGGGCUUCACGCUCUUCGCCCUCACCCUUGCGCCCUGGAGCCGCCAGACACCAACCGCCUUCUGGAAUGCCAUGCGUGACUGGGACCUGGGCGACCACGUGAUGGAGGCAUAUUUGGUGUCGGAGGUGGACAAGUUGAUGGACUUUCCUGCAUUGCAGGCGCUGGUCGCUGAGCGGCAGGAGAGACGAUCCACACGCCCCAACGGCGCACCUGUGGACCUUGUUCGCUUCGCAGACUCUCCCCACGUCUCACACCUCCGAACUCAUCCAGACCUCUACAGGGUUGUGCAGCACUGCCGCGACUGA
Messenger RNA from Salpingoeca rosetta, 969 nucleotides. RefSeq lists its product as uncharacterized. The transcript is spliced from 8 exons. The coding region runs from base 1 to 969 and encodes 322 amino acids. Lineage: Eukaryota; Choanoflagellata; Craspedida; Salpingoecidae. The record is from RefSeq and is a predicted model, not a curated record.